AUGAAGCGCCUGUCUGUCUGGCGAGAUCCGGUGUAUCCGACAGACCACCCGGGAUGUGUGCCCAUCAUCAUAACAGAAGGAGCCGUCGACCUAGGCACCACCACGAUAACAUUACAGGGCAUGAUCGCCACCUUCACCCCAGCAUGCUACCACGGCCACCCUGUCGCGGCCGUCGACUCGAGCGCCAUGCAUUUUCCGCUCUUCGACCAGAUCCAGGAAGGCUGGAAACAAUGGACUGAUACUCACCAAGGCAAGUUUGGAAACUCGACAAUGCCACUGACGUACUCGAUGUUGAUAUCCAUGGUGGUGGCGUGGAUAGUGGUUCUUAUUCUCAUUCUUGGUGAAAACAGCCACGGCUUUAGAGCUCCUGUGGAGUCCAACGGUGGGUCAGAGACGACGGAACCAUACAAGAGCUCGCUACAGUCUGAUGGAAGCAGCUCUGCAGACUUUGAGGAGGAAAAGAAGGAAUCGAGGAUGAAACUGCUGUGGAUGAUAUCGUUUGUCAUGCCGCAUAAGCGACCACGGAGACCGCUGUUGCUGCGUCUGGGUGUACUGGCUGGAACCAUAUACCUAACGAUCAUUUUGGCACACUCGACACAGCUGAUUAACGAACAAUACAAUAAGGGAUACCUCGACAGAAGUGAGCUGGUGGAGCGGCUGUCAUCGUACGUCUAUCUGGCUGUGCUGGAGCUGGUGUUUUACUUCAUCAUGCUGCUGGCACAGGUGCAGGUGGUUAUGAGAGUCUUCUCCAGACGUAUGGAGCAGCGGAUGAUUUUCUGGUUGGGUGGAACCAUGUCUGUGGUCUGUCAAGUGCUGAAUGGAAUCACAUCUAUUGACAUGGCUCUCCAAUACCAGUUUUCCGGCUCGCUACCGGCCUUCCAAUACCUCUUCCAGGUGGCCAUCCAAAUAAUGUACGCCUGCUCCAUGGUGUACUAUCUAAUCACCAACUCGAGGUCCACCAUGUGCAUGGAAAUGGUGCCCAUGACGCUCAUUGCUAUUUUGGCAUCAUCUUCUCCCGUGGUGUUAUUUGUGGUGGACAUUGCUAACGCCUGGCUAGUUGAAUGGAGUGAUUCGCUCACGUGGAUCUCUACGUUGCUUGCUAUAGUGUGCGCCUGGGAGUGGAUUGACCGUGUGGAACGUCUGGAACGUCACCACGAAAAGGAAGGCUUCUUGGGUCGCCAGCUGCAAGAAGACGACGAUUAUCUCGGAUUCGAGGGUGGAAAAUCAAUUAUGAACCCCAGCGAAUUCAGGGAAUUCACGGACGUGUCUCUGGACGCGGAUACACCAACUCCAAAUGCCGCAAAGCGGUUCGUUCAGCCGCUCUUGGUGCUGUCGGACCGUAUCAUCGAGGCAGGACUACUGUUCUCACGUGCUUCGAGUACCUCUUAUGACUCUGUGGACCAGCCAGAUCCCCAAGAACUUCAACACAAUACUCACGCAGCUCAUGCUCGAGGACAUAGUUCGGUGCGUUCACAACUGGCCAAAAAGCUCGACUAUUACUACUCGAAAAAAACUAGGCCGCCUCCGGAACUGCUGGACACUCAGCAUAUGCCUGUUCAUCGGCACUAA
Molecule: messenger RNA, 1569 nt
Organism: Yarrowia lipolytica CLIB122
Lineage: Eukaryota; Fungi; Ascomycota; Dipodascomycetes; Dipodascales
Biological process (GO): cellular response to pH
Cellular component (GO): plasma membrane
Source: RefSeq, a predicted model, not a curated record